GGCACCCCGGUGCCCAGAAGGAUUUCUGGGUGCUCAGGAGGGAGAGCUGCCAGGGGAAUGAAUGGCACAGGCAGGAGAGGGGUUGUGUUUUCUUCAUUCUUCAAAUCUGAGUUAAUGGGUGGGCUUGGCCAACCAGCCCCAGGGAACCUGCACCCUCUGGGUCUUCAGGGGUUAAAUCAACACACCACAAAUUGAGGAAGAAGAUUAGGGCAUAAGUGACCCUACUAAAUUCCUCGUGAUCCCAAGCCAUGGGAAAAUGGGGCGAGGCAGUGUGAGUCACCUUGGAGAGGAGCAGCAGAAGGGGAGACAGUCAGGAGGGUGAGACCACCGGCUGCCAAGGAACAGCACCGUGAAACCUGCCGGGAUCUGCCAAGGCAAGUGCCAGGAUGAACAGGAGAGAGAUGAAGAGGAGGGUGGGCUCAGCAGAGCGUAGUGGUAAAAUGUCUAUUCAUUCUUACCAGCCUAGAUAGUUUUUGCUGUCAUAAUUUGUUAUUGUCAUCCAAAGAGGACCCAUCACUGUGCGGGGAUCUGGGUUUCCAGAGUUUUGCUGCUGGCCCAUGCUGGAUUUGCUGCACUGUUUAUCAACAGUGCUGGAUAUCUGCACUGUUGAUAAAGGUGUUGUUCUGACACUGACACCAACAGCAAAACUGGGUUUGGUUUCUCUGGUUGAGGUGGUUUCUGUGAGGUGCAGCUGCUCAUGCUAUAGAGGACUUUAUAUUAAUUAUAAAUUCAUUUAUGUAAUCUGGCUUUUCAUACACAUUUUGUGCACAGUUGCUCACAAAUAUUUUCACCUCUCUUGAGCUGCAGAAAACAGCUCUGUUGUGAUUUCAGGUCUUGGCUUGCUAACGAUGGACAGCACUUCUUCCCCGUCACCCUUCUCUGCCAGCUGUCCCACGGAGCAGCCUGAGAACGCCACUGACCACGACUACUACUCUGGCCUCCAGAAGACCAUGCACAUCCUCUCCAUGGUGGUGUACAGCAUCUCCUGUUUGCUGGGGGUGACAGGGAAUGGCCUCGUCAUUUGGAUUGCAGGUUUCAAGAUGAAGAAGACGGUGAAUUCCGUCUGGUUCCUCAACCUGGCCAUAGCUGACUUCAUCUUCACCUUUUUCCUGCCCCUCAGUAUCGCCUACACCGCCCUGGGCUUCCACUGGCCAUUUGGGAAGCUUCUGUGCAAGCUGAACAGCACCAUCGCCUUCCUCAACAUGUUUGCCAGCGUCUUCCUCCUGACGGUCAUCAGCGUUGACCGCUGCGUUUCUGUGGCCUUUCCCGUCUGGUCUCACAACCGCAGGAGCCCGGAGCUGGCAGCCAGGAUCGCGCUGGGGACGUGGGUCCUGGCUGUCCUGCUCAGCUCCCCGUACCUCGUCUUUCGGGACACCGUGGUCAGUUCCAGGAAUGUCACCAGCUGUUACAAUAAUUUUGCGCUGUCCGAUGAUUACACGUCCGAGGCAACGCGCAGGCUGUGGAGGGUGCGGCACAAAGCGAUGAUCAUCACGCGAUUCUUGUGUGGGUUCCUCAUCCCCUUUGUGGUGAUUCUCAUCUGCUACAGCGUUGUGGCUGUCAAGCUGAAAAGAAGGCAGUUGGCCAACUCUGCAAAGCCCUACAGAAUCAUCAUUGCAGUCACAGUCUCGUUUUUCCUCUGUUAUUUCCCCUAUCAUGUUUUCUCCUUGCUGGAAAUAUCCAAAAACUCUUCCAGCCAUGAGAUGAAACUGGCCCUUUACAUAGGGAUCCCCUUGGUUUCCAGCCUUGCUUUCUUCAACAGCUGCAUCAACCCCAUCCUGUACGUCUUUGUGGGGCCAGAUUUCAAGGAGAAGUUUCGCCAGUCCAUCCUGUCAACCUUCGAAGGGGCCUUCAGCGAGGAGUCGGUCCUGGGCAGCCUGACCAGCCGGCGAAAGUCCAGGUCUGCUUCGGAAGUAGAGAUCCCGAGGGUCUGAGCAGGUGCUGGUGUGGAAGGGGCCAUUCUUUUCUCUGCAAUUUCCCUCACUUCAGAACUCAGAUCAUGGGACUGGGGACUGUGAAGGGCUGCACUUGCUAACGAAGUGUGAUUUCGUGUUUUGGAGGUAUCUCAAAUAUACUAUGAUUUAACAUGCAAUGGGAAUGGAAGAACUCUCUGGAGCUGCAGCAAGGUGGGUCAAAGUAGCAGCAUUUUACUCCUUGUGUCUUUUGACUCUUGUUUAUGGAGCCUUUAGGAAGAAAGUUAAAUGCUGUAUGUAUAGGGAAUGGAACAGUGAGUAAGAUGCUCAUCUUUUCUUUCCUCAAGCAGGACAAAUCAGUGGUCGUGCUGCUGUUACUCAGAUUUGAUUUGAUGUACAGCAUAACUAUUUCUGAGCAAUGCUUGUCUCUGUGUUUGUCAUGUUUGCAGCCCUUAAAUAGCAGAGAUCUGAUAGUUUGUGCUGUUGGUGAAUUAAUAUUAACCCCCAAUAAACUUGUGUAAAACAUACCCAGCCUGUUGUGUCACCUGUGGGAUAAAACACUUGAUCCAACCUGACUGAGCAGGUUCGUCUUUGGUAACAGAACAAGUAGAUAAAAAGAUUAAAUAUCUAGAAUUUGGAAACAAACCACUGGUAUUAGCAGCAGGUCUAUAAGUGAGGCAGACAGGACAUGACCUGGGUGUGAGGACUUGCCUGGGGCACGUGGAUCUGAUUGCCAGGCUGUGGUUAUGGUUUAUUGUUGAGUUUCAGACCUUUGGGUACAUUUGAAAACCAGAGAUUGGGAGGAGAAAGAAGAACAAGUGGCUGAGCUGAAUCUGGUCAUGCUUUAUGUUUGCAAACUGCCCAGGAUGAAGAUGGUGGGGGCUUUCUUACAGGCUUCAUAAGGAACUCUUACAUUUUUGUCAGUAGAAAAUGUUGGUCACAUAACACUGACAGCACUGAGGUGUUGUCAUUCCCAGCCCAUCCUUGGCAGCUGAGCAAGCAGUCACUGUAUCACACCUCCCUCUCCUGCCCUACCCAAUUUACCUGUAAAUUAGUCCAAUCUACCAAUUGUCCUGUCAAAAACCUGCCUUGGAGCCUCCCUGCUCUGCUGGCUGGAAAAUCCCUGACUCCCAGCCGGAAUGUAGGAAUUUACACGUAGCUCACAGCUCUGCAUGGAUGACAUUACGAGUGAGCGCUGUCAUUCCAACAUGCUGGGGAUUAAUUAUGAGCCUGCUGGGCCAUGCAGUAUUGAAUGAAGGUCGUGAUCCUAAAGGCACACAUGCACUUAACCUCACAUUCAUGCACAAACCCGCUGAGAACAGGGAAUGGAACAUGACCAUCAUCUGUCAAGCUUGAGUGAACAGAGAGAUUUUAACCUUUGCCACAAAUUGUUGCCUGUCAUGCAGAUAAAACUGCAAUGUUUGCUAUGCAGCAUGUAACUCUGGGGCUAUUUACUUGCUCCUGGAGGUAAACUACAGCAUUGAUUGCCAUGUCAAGGUUGUGCAGACCCACGUUUGCUCUUUCUGGUUUUCCUUAUCUGUUUGCAGAGUCCACGUAAUUGUGACAAGAGUCUCUGUGAGUGUUGGACCAAGGCUUCAGACUCCUGUCUUGCCUCUCUCCUCAAUCAUGGCAGCCUUGAAGGCCACGAGUUGAAGUGUUGACCCGGUUUGUGGUAGGAAAGAAAACAAUUUUCCAGGUCUUUUGGAGAUCCAAGGUGGGUACAGAUUCCCAUGGGACAACGUGAUUUAAGUGAAGCAGAGCAUCUGGAUGACCUAAGGAAUUACCCCUGGAAAAGCCAUUGGUAAUGGAGCAGGAUGAGCUUGAGACAGAGAUGGAUUUGUCAUCUUGAGUCUGAUCCCUGCCCUUUGUGCAAUGGGAAACCGUGCUGACAGCAAGACAGGCCAGGCUGCCAAGGGAUUGCUUCCAAGAUAAAUCUCCCAUUGUAUCGAGUUCCCUCAUGUUCAGACUAUCUCAUUAUCACAGGGAUAAUUGUAAGUCUCUCAUUCCCAACUAGGAGGCAGUUCAUUCUCUCUGAUAUUUCCACUUGCCAUAUGCUUAUCAAGAAAAGCUUGAAGGAAAAAAAGGGGGAAAUCCUUUCCAACAGGCAAUCGGAGGAGGCUGAACGGCUGCUUUGGCAGCUGUGCCCUGCUCUGACGCAGCUUUGCUGUCAAUGCUCUUUCAGAUGCCGUGGGAUGAGUGGAACAGCCUGAACCUCCCAGUAUUUGCAGUCAUUGAGAAAGGUGCUGAACCCGCUGCCCUGCUGGUGAGAGGCCUCAUUGGUCCUGCAGAGGGGCCGAUCCGACAGCCCCACUCCUACAAACAGCGGGCUGGGAUGGGCAGAGCCACCGGGGUGUUCAGGGUCCAGGCACUGAGGUGUGUGUGGUCCAGGCUGUGCUGAGAGAACAAGCAAGCUUUUAGCAAGCAUUUAAGUCAGAGAUCUCACCAGGAGUAGCUGUUGCUGCCUUGCUUUGGAGGAGAGACUGUUGCAGGUGACUCUAGCUGGGAGAAGCUGCAGAGAUGUCAGGGAGGAAACCAGCCAAGGAGGACGUGGCAAGCGGUAACAAAAGAGGAGAAAGCAUUUUCUCCCUGGGACCUGGAUGGCAGCAGGGAGGUAAAAACUGGGAUCAGAAUAGUUACAAGGAAAGAGGAAGGAAUGGGAGAUAAGACAGCCUUGAAAGUACCAGCAGCAGGCUAGUGAAUGCAAAUGAAUGGGAGGGACACUGCAGCAGGUGAGGAAAUCCUCAUUAAGGAGAACUUAAUGAGAGAAUAAAAGCCUCUGGGAAGCCUCACAGUCCUCACACCUCUUCUCUGGUGAGACUUCCCUGGUGAGUAAAAUUUUUAAGUAUCCUGCUCUUGAACUUGGGUAAUUGACUUGUUUGAUGAGGUCAAAGACAGUGCAGGGGUCUGAGAGCAGAGCCUCUUCCAGAGCUUGCUGAAAUCAGGCAGGAAAUAAUACAGGGAGUUAGAGGAGAGGUUCUGGUAGAAAGCUUCUCUGUGAAGGAGAUGCUGGUAAUGGUGUCAAUAAGUGGGGUAGGCUGAAGAGACCUGGGUAAGGCUCAGCCUUUUUUUGGUGUAGCAGUUGGGUGAGGGUCCCACUCCCAGCAUGGGCAUUAAUCUGCUCUUGCUGAUCCAGGGCUGCUCGUGCUUGGCACCAAACUGGGGAGGACACAGGGUACUCUUUGCUGGUUGCCUUUUGCUGCUUCCCUGCACCUCUCCCAGCUCCUGCUUAGCGUAAGGGCCGAGGCUGGUACCAAAUCUUUCUUUGCACCUUGCAGCUGUGCAGGCAAAGCACAGGAGCUGCUCUCGUACACUGAGUUCUGCUUUCAUCUGCAAAGUGUCUCUCCAGUGACCAAGACAAGCCCUUGCUGUGCUCACUGAAUGCCUGCACAGGGCAUGGUGCCUGUGUGCUCUCUGGAGAGGAGGUGCAGCUUAGUGAGGCAAAUGGCAAAUCAUGCUGAGACCCAGCCGGUAGGACAAAGAGGAACCGAGCACUAAUUAUUGUUUGUCACGGACUGUGUAGCUGUUCAAAUUCCUAAAAUGACACGAUUUCACUGUGCAGUCCAACCAAUUUUGCCUAAAGGCCAUUCAAAGGGCAAACCAGACCCGUAAACAUCAGGUGAUGGACGUGAACAGGAUGUUCCACAGACUUUGCAGGACAGAGCUGCCCACGCACAGCAAAGCAGAGGGAAUCUGUGAACCAAACAGGAGGCUCCAGUGCUGGGUUUUGUUUCAGGGCAGUGUUUGUCCAAACCCUCACCCUGAUAUCCAGCUCGAGCCACCUCUCUGUGCAGGACCUGUCACACUGCAGAAACUACUCCAAACAAACAAAAGUCAACCUGGCUGAGCAGUGAUGGAUGGAGCUCAGGAGCCAGGGUGACAGCAGCAUUUAUCUUCUCUCAGGUGAUGGAUGCAGGCUGUCCUUCAGCCCAGUGCUGGAUGAGCAGUGCCCUUCACCUUGGCUGGACUAGGUGUGGUGUGGGGGAGAUUUUUUUUUUUGCACAUUUCUGCUUGCCAGGGUCACAUCUGGAUUAAGAACAAUAAACCUCUGUGAGCCAGUGUUCACACCCAGCAAAUUUUCAGAAUUCCUUAGGUGGCUGCUAAUUGAAUCAUUGUAAACGAAAUAAAAUCCAUCUGCUCAUCUUGGAGCAACUGUUUGUUGAACUCCUAGUGUUUGGAUAGAGUAUUGUCAAAUUAACAAAUCCCUUUCCCUUGGGAGCUGAGAUUUAAACUGGUGUUCCUCUGAUCAGGAAGACAGAGGUGGGAAAGGAAUUAAUCUUUUUUCUCUAAGAAAACAAAGGCAGUAGCCUUAUAAAAAAGGGAUCGGAAGACAGGAUCAUUUAGUUCCUGGUCCUGUGGUUUGCUUAAGCAACGUCAGGAAUUUGGGGCAGCACAAAUCAAACAGUCAGCAAAUUCUGAGUGCCCUGGGGUAUUGAAAAAUGCUUCUGGGGAAGGUUGCUAAUUGCAUUAUGGGUCAGUGCUUCACCAUGUGUUGUUUCUGGUUGUUCUGUGUUAAACUGUUCUGUCACACCAGCCUGUAGCAGACUCCUGCAAGGGAGACCGAUGCUAAGAGAAAUCUCUGCUGCUCUGUGAAGAGACCAACAAAAAGUUCACCCUCCUUCCUUUUUGUCCUGAAAGCCCUGAAACAAAACUAAACAAAAAAAAACCUGCUUGGGUCAAUGAUCCUGAACCAACUGUGUGGAAGCAACCAGCCUGGAAGCAGAAAAACAUGGACUGGGGAUGGCGAGGGAUGGAACUAUUCCCUUCCACCUCAGUGUAAUUUGGAAGGGGAUGUAGGAAAGGCAGAGGAUCACUGCAGCACCUAAGAGGCUGAUGGCCUCUCUGUUCACAUAUUUCUAACAGAUGUCCUGGCUUUGUGAGCCUGCAAGUGGAAUGCUCAACAUCUGCUCCAAGGCUCCACGUUAAACUGCUUCUCCUUCCCCAGCUCUGAUUCUGCUGAAUAAAAAUAAAAAAAGGAGAUGACCAAGUCUUGGAAUGCAAGAAGCAAAUGUGGAAUCUAGGGAAAACACUGGCCUGUGAAUAUUUAAAGUAUAAAAUGCAGCUUGUAGUGGCAGAAACAUGGUUUCAAGCUAUGAAUUUGAUGUUGUGCCUUUGCAGGCAUGCUUGGUGAGCUGGUCUGUGGCUUUUCCUCUUUUACGUUAAGGCCAUCGUGGACAGAAAUAUCUGCUGGGAUGAUCAGCCUUGCUCCAGUGCACCCUUCAGUCCAGGAAUAAUCAAAUUUAAUUGCUUUGUAUGAGAAAAGCUGCAGCAAAAACUACCUGAUUUGUAUCUUUAUGCUAAAAUUCUGAUCCAUAAAAUGCUGUUCAGCUUGGGCGUACUGAGAAGUGUAAUUUAAAACAGGUUGUAGCUGUGCAGUCUGGGGAAAAAACAUGGUGUUUGGGUUUUGUAUUUAAAGGAGGGAUGUGUGUCUGUGUGGGAUGACUAUAACUUCCUCAAAGCAGUUUUGUCAUGGGUGUCUUGGGAUAAAGCUUUUUUUCCUUUUUAAACAUGGUGACUGAAAUAAGAGUCUCAUUUCAGAUGUCAAGAGAAUCUUUGUGCAGUUCAAUCAAUA
Messenger RNA from Cyanistes caeruleus (blue tit), 7479 nucleotides. Lineage: Eukaryota; Metazoa; Chordata; Aves; Passeriformes; Paridae. The record is from RefSeq and is a predicted model, not a curated record.